Molecule: messenger RNA, 1320 nt
Organism: Aureobasidium namibiae CBS 147.97
Lineage: Eukaryota; Fungi; Ascomycota; Dothideomycetes; Dothideales; Saccotheciaceae
Exons: 2
Coding region: 1-1320 (439 amino acids)
Biological process (GO): negative regulation of transcription by RNA polymerase II; chromatin organization
Cellular component (GO): pericentric heterochromatin
Molecular function (GO): chromatin binding
Source: RefSeq, a predicted model, not a curated record
AUGACGACGAACACGUCAGCCUCUACGGUGGAAGACACUGGUUUCCGUUCAAAACUAAACACGAAAGCCCCAAAUGGAGUAGCGAAGAUCAUCUCAAGAUCCUCACCUACAAGAGAGGCUGUUACGUAUACGCUCCUGGUCGGCGAUAUCGAAAUACCAAGUGUCUCACCCGCUGAAAUAGUAGAAUACGUCUCGGAGCAUGACCUGGAAGUAUUCGAAAACCAACAGUUUGAGAGAGAUAUCAAAGAGGAAGAGGCCAAACAGAAGGAGCGCCUAGCCGCCAAAGCCCAAGCCCAAGCGCUUAGAAAGGACAGAUCUGUGUCUUCGUCAUCAGAUAGCGAUGGACGUGAUACAGACUCGUCCCGAUCUGGUGAAAACACUAGAAUGACGACUGGCGGCAGACAACGCCCAACCUACACUCACUUUUAUCCAAAACAACGAGCACCGCGAGGAUCUUCCAAGCCCGUAGCUCAGGCUGGCAAUCACAGAGACAGCAAAAGACGUCGAUUGAGAGAGGACCGUGACGACAGUAUAUCUUCAGCACAGGACACAAAGAGUAUCUACAGCGCGGCUUCUCUCAAACCACCACCAACAACUCAGCCACCUUCAGCCAUAGAACAAGCAGCAGGUCUGCUUUCAGAUUCACACGAAUCUGAUCCCAUGGAUAUCGACGAAGAAUCAGACAACAACAACAACGACGACGACGACGACGACGACAUUGGCAUGCCGAUCAGACAGCCAACAGGACCGAUGAGAGACAAAGGCAAGGAGAAGGCCGCGACAAGUGCUUUCUUCACAUUCAGAGAUCAAGCCAUCCCAACACAGCGCAUGUCUGCAAAAGAAAAUCUUGCGGCUGAAAUAAUUGGAAGGCAAGCAUCUACGACUCCGGCGAAAGCAGCAGCAGCACACGGAACCAUGCCAUCAGCAUCAUCAACCAUAUCGCAUAGAGCAAAGAGCUCAAACACCAUCGACCCUACCCGUCAAGCAGUCGUCGACCUCAAUGACUCCGUAUCCGAACCAGAAGAUGACUCCGACAACUCGGAAGUUUACACCGUCGAAAAGAUCCUCGCACACAACAAAUCAGACCCCAGAUCUCACAACAAGUCUGUCCACGGAGAAAAGCCAGUCAUGCUGUACCUAGUGAAAUGGGAGGGCUACGAUGACACGACCUGGGAGCCAGCAACGAGUUUUCAGGACACCGAUGUGUUGCAGGAAUAUUGGGCGCAGCAAGCGCAGAAGCAGAAGCAGAAGUCAUCGGCAUCGGCAUCGUUACCAAAGGACAGUGCUGCAACCCUCAAAGGUCAAAGGCGGGGUUUGUAG